This is a messenger RNA of Wallemia ichthyophaga EXF-994, 1575 nucleotides long. RefSeq lists its product as uncharacterized. Bases 1 to 1575 code for a protein of 524 amino acids. The record is from RefSeq and is a predicted model, not a curated record. Gene Ontology annotation, biological process: thiamine biosynthetic process. The transcript is spliced from 9 exons. NCBI's taxonomy places the organism in Eukaryota, Fungi, Basidiomycota, Wallemiomycetes, Wallemiales, Wallemiaceae. Gene Ontology annotation, cellular component: cytoplasm. Gene Ontology annotation, molecular function: ATP binding; hydroxyethylthiazole kinase activity; thiamine-phosphate diphosphorylase activity.
AUGAGGAGUGAGAUAGACUAUUCGGUUUAUUUGGUCACAGCGAGAGAUCUAUUGCCAGUUGGAAAGCAUUAUCUCGAAUCUCUCGAGGAGUCACUGCAGGGCGGCGUGACUGUCGUUCAGCUCAGAGAGAAGACUAUUGACACUGGAGAGUUCAUUCAAAUCGCUCAAUCCACUAAAGCGAUUUGUGAUAAGUACAAUACUCCACUCCUUAUAAACGAUAGGAUUGAUGUCGCACUCGCUAUUGACUGUGCAGGCGUCCACGUCGGCCAAUCCGAUGCUCCCCUUGCCGUUGCUCGUAGGUUACUCGGUCCAAACAAGGUUAUCGGCGUUUCUGCAGGCAAUAUUGAUCAAGCAAUAGCUGCGCAGAAAGGUGGUGCUGAUUACUUGGGAAUUGGUGCAAUAUACGGCACUCAAACAAAGGAUGUAUCCAAUAAGAUUAUGGGACCAGCAGGAGCUAGAGCCGUUUUGGCAGCAUUGGACCCUCAUUCACCAAUCAAAACUGUCGUUAUUGGUGGUAUCAAGUCAGAUAAUGUAUUGCGCGUGCUGCACGGUGUACAUUUUAGGGAUACAAAGAGAUAUCUCGAUGGCGUGGCUGUCGUCAGCGACAUAGUCUCGUCUCCUAGGCCAAGGAAAGCUACAGAAAAUCUAGCUCGCCUUGUCCAAGCUUUCAGGAAUAAUGAAAACACAAAACCUGAGCCAGCCAUUAACGACAUCGAUUCUGUCCUCAACAAGGUUUCAGAGAUUAUAAACGCAAUACCAGAUCAAAGCCCGCUCAUCCAGCAAAUGGCUAACAUUGUUACGGCUAAUGAUCAAGCCAAUGCUACACUUGCACUCGGUGCUAGUCCAGUCAUGGCUGCCGUUGUUGGUGAUCAAAAGGAUCUCAAUCCACACAUUGGAGCACUUUUGAUCAACAUGGGAACCGUAUCCGAUGAGCAAAAGCGUGCUAUGCUUGCUGGAGGACGCUAUUCGAAUAUUAAUAAGAAGCCGCUCAUCUUCGAUCCUGUCGCUGUAGGAGCCACAUCAUUCCGCAGGGAAACCGGGAAAGAGCUGCUCAGCCACUGGCAUCCAACAGUGAUUAAAGGGAACGCAGCAGAGAUCGGUGCCUUAUCAGGCUUAAACGAGGUUACCACGAAAGGUGUCGAUUCCGUCGGACCUGGUUUCAAAGAUCCGUAUUUGGUAGUUCGAUCCCUGGCGAACCGAGAACGCUGCGUAGUUGUGAUGACUGGUAAGGAUGAUUACAUCAGUGACGGCGAACGUACAGCGAAGAUAUCAAAUGGACAUCAAUUACUGGGGCAAAUCACAGGAUCUGGAUGUGUCACGGGAACAGCAAUAGCAACGUGCUGUGCAGUAGCAUCAAUGACAGAGGGAGAUAUGAAUAAAGAUGGAAAAUUGACCACAGGUGAUCACUUUAUAGCUUCGAUUGCAGGGGUAUUGGCUCUUGAAAUAUCCGCCGAGAUUGCAAGCACCCGAAACGACGUCAGAGGACCAAACACAUUUAGAUCAGCAUGGAUAGAUGAAAUGAGCAAUUUAGACAAAAUCGAUUUAAGUAAAAUGAGUCGUGUAAUUGUUGCCUAA